Anopheles coustani is the source of this 1452-nucleotide messenger RNA. RefSeq lists its product as uncharacterized. The transcript is spliced from 2 exons. NCBI's taxonomy places the organism in Eukaryota, Metazoa, Arthropoda, Insecta, Diptera, Culicidae. Gene Ontology annotation, biological process: regulation of DNA-templated transcription. Gene Ontology annotation, cellular component: nucleus. The coding region runs from base 1 to 1452 and encodes 483 amino acids. The record is from RefSeq and is a predicted model, not a curated record.
AUGACGAUGGACAUCAAGCAGUCGCGAAUGAAUGUGAAAAUAAACUCUGUGGCUCCGGAUGGUCAAGUGCAGCUUUCAGAACUUCCCCAACACCAGAACCACCAUAACCACCAGGGUGCGACGAAGCUUCCAGAGUCCGGAUUCCGCGGCUCCGGUCGAGGAACCGCCGGUAAGCGUUCGUUCGAUGUAGCCUUCCUGAUGCUGCCGGACGAGAAGCUGACGACCAAUGGCCGCAAUGGCAAGCAACCGCGAAUACGUCAGCAGCCUCCACCGUCCCCAUCGCCCACCAUCGACGUUGAGAGUGACUCGACGCAGUCGGAACCGCGCUCCGAGGAUCUUUCCCUGAAGAGCGGCUUUAGUCCGAUCCGCUCGCCGGAUCACGUCGCCGAACGGCACUUCAAUCUGGACAUGCUCCGCCAACGGGCACUACUGGUCGAUCACCAUCAGCAUUCGCAGCCACUCGCAACCGCAGCCCACCAACAGCAACCGCACGAGCCGAUGCUCCCAGGAGGUCACGAGCGGUUGGCCUAUCUGUUUCCUGGCGCGCGGUUCUACGAACAUCCCUUCGGAAGUCUGGUACGGGGCGAGUUCCCACCGGGAGAGCUUCCACGCAGUGCGUUCUCGAAGGUGACAAGCGUCAGUGUGCCCACCGAGUCACCGCUACCGCCGCUAAGUCCCGACCGACAUAGCUGCCCCUCGACAAGUCCACCGAUUUCACUAAGUCCCGGCUCGCAGACUUCCGCCGCCGGCUUUCGAGCAUACGAGUACGGACCGUUCCUUUCGCCCAGCCCCGGCAGUCCCGCUCCGGGAAGUUCCCUCACGGCCGUCGGUGAGUCGCUGGUACGCAAAUCUUCGUCCCCCGCCAAACAUGGACCGCCGGGUCACGUCACCAUUCCGCUCUACCACCAUCCCAACGAUCCUAGCGCCCCCGGCGGUGGUUCUCCGUACUUUCCGUCGCAUCCGUUCGGACUCCCGUCGCCGUUCGCCGGCGGACCGAACGGACCGCUGCUGCCCGAGGUCGAUGGACUGAUCCGCAAUCCGGCCGCGGCCGCCAUCCUCUCCACGCUGCUACCGUCGGCCAUGAGCACCUUCACGCUGUCCGCGCAGAACGUGUGCGCCAAGUGCAACAUCAGCUUCCGGAUGACCAGCGAUCUGGUGUACCAUAUGCGAUCGCACCACAAGAGCGAACACGUGCACGACCACGCCCGGCGGAAGCGCGAGGACAAGCUGAAGUGUCCGGUGUGCAACGAGAGCUUCCGGGAGCGGCACCACCUGACGCGCCACAUGACCGCCCAUCAGGACAAGGCGGGCGAUCUGCUCGAGAAGACUCCCUCGUCCUCGGGAGCGGCGGCGUCGGCUUCCAACAAGCGCGCUCUGGACACAUCGCGUCAUCACCAGCAGCAACAGCAACAUUUGAAUCUUUCGGCCGUAGGAGGAGGACGGCAUGCGUAA